GUUCAAUGACAUCACUGAUGUUACUUUUAUAGGGAUUAUAGUAACAGAAAAGUGUUUACUCUAAUUAUUUUCUUGAAGUAACGUCAAUAUAGUAGCAAUAUAUAGAAAAGAAAGGUAGGUACUUUCUUUAGCAAUAUAAACUAAGUAAAGGUGAUAUUCAACAACAUAACAAUAAUAUUUUAUUUUUUAUAAACCAAAAAUUUGAAUCAACAUAUUGAUAAUACAAAUCUUUUGUGAGAAAAACGGCGUCUCCAUAUUCCUAUUCCUCACAUGCCCUUACAAAGGAACGGGAGUGUAGGUAUAGUUCUCUCCUGCAGCCUGCAGGUGAAAUUCGAUUGUUUCCCUUUUUAUAAGUGUGCAAAGUGAAAAUUCAGUUUUCCAUUUUUAAUCAUUAGCGGUACCUAUAAAAUAAUGGCCAUCAACUUCAAGCAUUUUUUUUCAGCAAAUGAAGAUAUGUAGGUAAGUUCUUAAUUUGAUGAUAAUCUACAGCGAAAAAACUUCUGCCUAGGAAGGAAAAUAAUUUACUUUCCUUCAUAGGGAGGCGAAAUUACUAUUUUCCUACCUGAAAACAAGGUAACAAAUUGUCACUUUCUGACAGUCAUAAGAAAAUUUGUCUUUCCUGCCUUGCCUAUAAUUGUGCCUGUUUUAUAAGUAUUCUAUUCUAUUCUUCAAAGUCAAGUCAGGUUAUUUUUUAUUUAUUUCCAUUUUUACUCUAAAACAAAUGCCAAGAACCAAGAAUAUCACCUUUACUUUAAAUUGCUAAAGAAAGUAAUUACCUAUCUACAUAUUGACGUUACUUCAAGAAAAUAAUUAGAGUAACACCUCCGUUACUAUUAACCCCUAUUAAAAGUAACGUUUUCAUCAGUGACAACAUUGAAUUGAUGUUACUUUAAAGAAAAAUUAUAGUAACACCUCUGUUACUUUAGCCAGGGCCAAAGUAAAAAGGUUGUGGAUUCUUAAGAAGUUCAAAAAUCACGUUUAAAUAACCGCGGAAAUCGAAGGAAAAAGAGGUUAGAACAUAACCUCGAAAUCAAAGGAGAAAAGAGUUCUUAACUCAGGGAAAACAAAAUAUUUGGUACCUACUCCCUACUCGUAUUAGGUAUCACUUCCCCCAAACUUUAAGAAACAAAGACACCCCAUAAAACUUAAUUGACAAUACGUAUAGAUUAUGUUAAGUUAUAUUCUUACCCAAAUCCUGUAUUUCCAUGAGUUUUUUGUCCUCUUUUGCUUGCAAAUCCCUGGCUACCUCUUCAGACAUAAUUUCAGCCAGAUUUACAGGUUCUGGCUUCGCGAUUUUUGCCCAGGGACAAGACAUGUUUCAACUUUACUACUAUACUUGUCUAUAAACCAAAUUUAAACUAAAUAUUGAGGUAGUUUUGUGAUAAAGUUAUUAAAAAAUAUUGUGAAAUAUUUACCAAUGUGGAUGAAGUUUGUGGAUUGAUAUUGUGCAAAAUUGGCGGAAGUCACAGGUCGACCUAUAAGCGCUGUUGCCAAAUUUAUUUUGUAGCAACACUUGACACUUCUAAUUCCUAACCUUACUUUUUAAAUUUGGCGCCCUCCUUGCCUUGGUAUGUUGAUAUUGUGAAAUUGUUAUAAUUUUUUAAAUUAAUUAUUCCAAUUGUUCAAAAAAUCAGUUUAUUUAGUGUAUUUUAGAUUAAUUUAACUAUGAAGAAUAUAACUGACUAUUUUACUAGUCCAACUAAAGCAACGAAAUCCUCUAUUCAAGUGGUAAAUACCAGUGGAAGCCCAAAAGAUCAAAAUGUAAGCCCUAAUAAUACCAGCCUAAAAUCACCCAAAGAAAGGACUGAUAAAGCUGAAAACAAGAAAAAAUUAACUAAGAAAAAGAAGAAAAGGAAACCAACAGAUCCCGAGGUAAAGAGUAUAGCUGAACUAUUCUCUAACAAUCUUAGUAUAAUUUCUCCAAAUACAAGUGGAACCAAUAAUAAAUCCACUGAUAAGAACCAAGAAAGGAAAUCAUUGCAAACCCCCAUUAAAUCGACAAUAAAAUCUAAGGAAAGUUCAACAAAACCCACAACAAAGAAAGCAGAAACGAAUGCUAACAAUAGUAGUAGUAGUACCAAAAAGAGUCAACCACUAGAGGAAUCAUCUUCCCAACAGACUCCAAAAAUCAAUGCUUUUCAGUUUUUAAUGAACAGUAGAAACAAUAUUAUAGGCCAAAAUACUGGUGGAAAAGAGGAUGACAGUCAAAAUGAUUCACAUUGCGAAGACAAACAAAAGUUAGAGGCUAGGAAAAAUCUAUUUAAAAAUUGGGCUGAUCGAAAAGGGGCUGGUAAACGUAAAAGGCAGGAAGAGGAGGUUGAAAAGUGUAUUGAUAUUAAAAUGAAAAAAAGGGUUAAAAGAUUGAAAAACUUGAUAGAAGGUGAAAAGAAAAAAGAGCCACAAUCAAAGAUUAAAAAGAAAGUGGAAAUAAUUAGUUCAUCCGAAUCAGAGAAUAGUAGAGAUUCAGUAACUGAAAAAACUGAAACUUUAAGCGUUAUUGAAGUAGAAGAAAAUUCUCAGGAUGUAAGCAUAUCAACAAAAUCCUCAGUGAAAAAACAAGAAGGAAAUAAUUUUGUAGAUGAAUUUGAUGGAGAAGAUUCUGAAUACAGUUUUCCGAGCAGUUUUGAUGACUCACCUAAGCAAACAAAUACAAAAAAUAUAAUAAAAAUAAAAAUGUUUACCCCUCUAAGCAAAAUUAGUAAUAAAUCAUCUCUAGGAAGUAACAAAGAAAAACAUAAUAAAUCCAAAAACCAGGUAAAAUUAGAUGAUUCUUUAAAUGAUUUCUGUUCGCCUGUUAAAAAAACAGCAAAAACAUUCAAUAAAAAUAAAGUUAAAUCCUCAGUAAAAGCUAAAAAGGAUAUUGCAAAGGUUUCCAAGCAAACUAAGGAAAAUCUAGAAGAUUGCCAGGUCAUAAUUACAGAUGAAUCAUCUAACGAUUCUGAUUUAAUAAUAAUUAGCAAUAGCAAAAUAAAUAAACAGCUGAUUAUAGAUGAUGAUUCUAAUUCAAAUAUUGAGUGUUUGAAAAGGACAACCAAGGAGGAAGAAAUAGUCUCCUUGAUUGAUGAUGUGGUGGACACACCAGGAAGAUCAUUAAGAAAACGAAGUGUUAUAAACUAUACAGAAACACUUGGACUACCUAAGAAUAUUAAAAUAAAAUCAACCAACAAAACAAAAAAUUCCACCAAAGAUUGCCCUAUAGAAACAAUUGAUUUAUUUUCAAAUAAGGACAGUAAUAAAGAUAAGAAGCAGCCUAAAAAAACUCCAGUGAAAUUAGCCCCACUUUUCAAAAAACUAGCCCCUAAACCCAAGUUGGAUCCAGAAGUAGUAGAAGCUAGAAGACAAUUUUUGAUAAGCGGAGUUCCUGAUUCAUUAAAAAAGACUAUAAGGAAACAAAAAAGUAAUGAAGAAAGAGAAUAUGAUGUCUUCCCUACAAUAAGUCACGUACAACAAAAAUGCGAUAGCCAAAUGUGGAACAUGCCAGAAGCUGACCUAAAUUUAAAAAAACCAAUUUCUCCUAAUAUUGACACAGAAAACUUAAAGUGUGAAAAUUUAAUUGCAAGAAAACUACCCUAUGAAAUAAAUAUAACAACCAAGGUGGAAAAAGUAAAAAAUAUUAAAGGCAUUCUUCAACAAAUCAAAACGGAGAACCCUGAUUAUCCUGUAUUUAAAGUAUUCAGACACAUCUAUGAAAAGAGUGGCAAGCAGUUUUUGAAUGAAAUUCCAAAUAACAAGAAGUCGCCUAAAAAACAAACCAAGAAAAGAAAAAGUAAGUGCCUGGAUGAAGUUCAAGCUGAUAUUAAUAAUAUUAAAGAUCAUGAAAUGUGGACAGAAAAAUAUAAACCAAGAAGUUCAGAGGAAAUUCUUGGCAAUCUCCAUAGUGUUACAGAGUUAAAAAAAUGGUUGGAAAUCUGGAUGAAUUAUAGACAAGAAAUAAAAGCAAGGAAUAGGAAACGUUGCAAUAGUGAGUCUGAGUUUGAAAGUACUGAUUGUGAUAGCAGAGAUUCCAUGUGUCUACCAGGAAAUACCAUAGUGCUUUAUGGACCUACGGGCAGUGGAAAAUCAAGUGCUGUAUAUGCUAUAGCCAAUGAACUAGGGUUUAACGUGCUUGAACUUAAUGCUUCUACUAAAAGAACUGGUAAAAAGCUUUUGAAUGACCUACAAGAAGCCACCCAGUCGCACCAGGUGAAGAAAAACGGACCAUUUUCAAAUUUAUCCGUUGAUAAAUCUGAAGACAAAAAACGUAGCAAAAGCAUGUGCAUUUUAUUUAUGGAAGACAUCGAUUUAAUAUUCGAGCAAGACGAAGGCUUUUUGUCAUCUCUAAAUCAAUUAAUCCUAACGAGCAAAAGGCCUAUAAUACUAACAACCACCGAUAAUACUCCAGUUCAUGUGCAAAAAUUCAUAAGUCAAUAUGAAUGUAUACGUUUUAUGCCCUUAUCAAUGCAUUGUUUAGGAAUUUGGUUACAUAUAGUAUGUUUAGUUGAAGGGAUUUUAGCCGAUAAAGAUGAUUUGGGGAUUUUACUGGACUAUAAUAAGGGCGACAUAAGGAAAACACUUCUGGAAAUUCAAUUUUGGAGUUUAACUGGAGGUCAGUUGGAGAAAAAUAAACGUUUGCCUAUCAAAAACUUCAACGAUGUAGAAUUAAGUUCUGAAAUUAAGCAUGAUACAAAAGAAUUUGUGCACAAACAUUGCCUAGGAAGCUUCGAAAUAUUUCGAGAAAAUAAAGAGCAUUGUAUUCCUCAAAAUAUGGACUUGGGCCUUCUAUGGUGGAAUGUUCCUAAUAUUCUUAAUCUUCCUAGUUGUCCCUCAAGAAGGCUAAGCACCGACAAAAUACAAAACAGUCAAGAAACCCCAGAAAUUCUUACUGAAAUUGAUACAAACAAAUUGAAUUCAAUGUCAGAGUUAUACGAUUCUCUUACUUUAUGUGAUUUAUUGAAGAAAAAGGUAAAUUGUUGUAAUUCAAAUGAACCAAUAGUAAAAAAUUGGUCUGCAGAGGUGCUAGAAUCCUUAGAGUUAAUUGAAAGAGAAGAAGAUGGCAAAGGAGUUUUUGUGGAUUUAGUACAAGAACUAACACAUAAUGUUUUAGAUGGAUGUAUAGAGAAUUAUAAAAAAGUUACAGGGACCAGCUAUAGUUUGAAUAUGGCUCUGCCUGAUUCAAAAGAGAGAAAGUGGCGUGCCAACCAACACAUGUGCGAAGACUUCCUCAAAGGUCCUAUUCCUCUAAGCAACACUCUGGAAAGAAAAUCCGUAGCUUUAGAUUAUUUAUCGACUUUGAGACACAUUGCUCGUUCAGAGCAGCAAAGAGCCAUAGUAAACACUAAAAGAAGCAACAGGUUUAGGCAUUAUCUAAAAGACUUUGUACACUUCAAACAGAAUCAUUGUGAUUUUGCUUGCAAUAUUUUGAAAAUUGAUUGAUUUUGUUUAGUUUUUAAGGGUUUGUUGUGGUUUUUUAAAGACUGUUUCAUUUUUAAUAUUGUUUUGAGGAAAAUAACUUUGUAUAUGUAUAGGAAAUUAGAAUAUUUGAAAAAAAUUGAUAGUUUAAUUUUUUAUUUAUGUAAGUAUUUGUAUUUUCAAGUAGAGACAGACGUACACUAAUGAAACAGGUGUUUAUUAUUGCUCUUUAAGUGAAAUCUGGAAAGACUGAAAGUGCAACGACAAGUUAUAAAUUAUAUAAGUGUUAUUUUACCUAUUGAUUAACAAAAGCACAAGCACAAAGCGAACAUGCAUAUUGCUAAAAAAUCAUUUCAAGUUUGGCAUUAGUUGGCUAGAUGAGAAAUGGCAUGGGCCCUUAUUCUUGUGACAGGGGAGCAGCGUUCUCAUAAGAAUGAAGGUUCUAUCUUAGUCGCCCAUAUUUAUAUUUUCAUAACACUGACAAUGUUUCUCGUGAGAACCCUGGUUACCAGAAUAGACACCCUGAUAUUAUACUAGAACAAAAAAAAACGUAUUAUGAACCAAAGCAUGAUGAAAAGAUUACAGAAUAUAGUCGAGAAUCUGAUGUCCAAAAAGUGGCAAGAGGGGCAGCACUCCAAAGUAUACUAUAAAGUUGAAAAAAAUUGUUUGGAAUAUAAAACCAUAAUAUACUGGAUUUGAUUUUGGGAUUCUCUCUCAAAUUAGGACUUGAGAAACUUAUGAAAAAAAUUAUUUUUGAGAAUAUAGUUCAAUCGGUAUUAUUUACCUAUUAAAAGUUUUGUUUAUUACGUCAUAUCUCAUGUAUUUAUGUAGUUACCAUUACCAACGUGAAUUUUUCAGGAAUUGUUCUUAAUAAUAUUUCCUCUCUUCUAGAGUCGCUUUGCUUCAGCCAUUUGUCGAUAAAAAAAUAUAAACUAUCGCUUUCCG
This is a messenger RNA of Ceutorhynchus assimilis (cabbage seed weevil), 6333 nucleotides long. The record is from the annotation of a GenBank genome assembly. NCBI's taxonomy places the organism in Eukaryota, Metazoa, Arthropoda, Insecta, Coleoptera, Curculionidae.